CAAUAAGCAGUAAACUGAUUUCACUCGCUACCCUCUCUCUCCCCUUCCACGACUCGGCAAUCAGAAUUCGAAUUGCAGAAGUAUUCCUCCUCAAUCUCAUCAAAAUUUUCGCACAUAUAAGAAAAAUAAAUCUAGAACUUUUCCCGAUUCUCAAACCCUCGAAAAGUUUCCCGACAAACUCGAAUUGUUAUCGUUUACUAUUGAUCUCUCUGAUCGUUAUCGUCAUCAUCAUCAUAAUCUAUGGGUGAAUUUCUUGAUCUAGAAGCACAAGAUGGUGUAAGAAUGCCAUGGAAUGUAAUACCAGGGUCAAAACAAGAAUUAACAACAUGUGUGAUUCCAGUUUCAACAAUUUACACACCACUAAAAUCAUUCCCAAAUAUACCAGUUCUUCCUUAUUCACCUCUACGUUGUCGUACUUGUAGAUCAGUAUUAAACCCAUUCUCAAUGGUCGAUUAUACUGCUAAAAUUUGGAUUUGUCCUUUUUGUUUCCAAAGAAAUCAUUUUCCAUCUGGUUAUGAUUCAUUAUCUGAAGAUAAUUUACCUGCUGAACUAUUCCCACAAUAUACAACUAUUGAAUAUGAAUCACCUUCUGAGAAAUCUUCAAUUCCUCCUGUUUUUUUAUUCGUUGUUGAUACUUGUAUGAUUGAAGAGGAAUUAGGGUUUCUGAAAUCUGCUUUAUCACAAGCUAUAGAUUUAUUACCCGAUAAUUCACUUGUUGGUUUGAUUACUUUUGGGAGUUAUGUUUAUGUUCAUGAGUUAGGGUUCGGGCAGAUCCCUAAGUCUUAUGUGUUUAGAGGUUCUAAAGAUUAUACUAAAGAACAGAUUUUAGAGCAAAUGAAUUUCUUCGCUAAGAAGCCCAAACCAACUACUGGUGUUAUUGCUGGUGCUAGAGAUGGACUUUCUGCAGAAAGUAUUGCCAGGUUCUUAUUGCCUGCUUCAGAAUGCGAAUUUGCUUUGAAUUCUGUAUUAGAGGAGCUUCAGAAAGAUCCUUGGCCUGUAAAUCCAGAUCAGCGAGCAACAAGGUGCACAAGCACGGCCCUAAGUGUAGCUGCGAGUCUGUUAGGAGCUUGUGUUCCUGGUUCUGGAGCGAGAAUUAUGGCAUUUGUGGGUGGACCAGCUACUGAAGGAACAGGAGCUAUUGUAUCGAAGACUUUAUCCGAACCUAUUCGUUCUCACAAGGACAUUGAUAAAGAUUCUGCCCCCUACUAUCUUAAGGCUGUUAAAUUCUAUGAGGGGCUCGCAAAGCAGUUGGUGAUUCAAGGACAUGUAUUGGAUUUGUUUGCUUGUGCUCUUGACCAGGUGGGUGUAGCAGAACUUAAAGUUGCAGUUGAAAGAACUGGAGGACUUGUUGUUCUGGCCGAAAGUUUUGGCCAUUCUGUUUUCAAAGACUCUCUGAAGCAGGUGUUCCAGUCGGGUGAUUAUGACCUCGGUCUUUCCUCUAGUGGAACAUUUGAGGUCAACUGCUCCAAGGAUGUCAAAGUACAGGGUAUUAUUGGUCCUUGUGCAUCUCUCGAAAAGAAAACUCCUUUAAGCUCCGAAACAGUCAUUGGCCAGGGGAAUACAAGUGCUUGGAAAAUGUGUGGCCUUGACAAAGCCACAUCUCUAUGUUUGAUUUUUGAUAUUGUGAAAAAGGAUAUCCCAGAAGCUAUUGGUCAACCCACGACCAAUCAAUUCUAUUUCCAGUUUCUGACUUAUUAUCAGCAUAGUAAUGGACAAAUGAGACUUCGUGCUACAACACUUUCUAGAAGAUGGGUUACUGGAACUGGCAGCUUACAGGACUUAAUCUCUGGUUUUGACCAAGAAGCAGCUGCUGUAGUCAUGGCGCGACUUGUUUCUUUCAAGAUGGAAACCGAGGUUGAAUUUGAUCCUAUCAGAUGGCUUGACAGAUCAUUGAUACGCUUAUGUUCUCGAUUUGGUGAUUACCAGAAAGAUUCUCCAUCUUCCUUCAGCUUAUCUCCGCGGUUUUCAAUAUUUCCGCAGUUCAUUUUUCAUUUGCGACGUUCUCAGUUUGUCCAGGUCUUUAACAACAGUCCAGAUGAAACUGCAUACUUCAGAAUGAUUUUAAACAGGGAAAAUGUGUCCAAUUCAGUCGUCAUGAUUCAACCUUCGUUGAUAUCUUACUCAUUUCAAUCGGGCCCGGAGCCAGCUCUCCUCGACGUGGCUGCUAUUGCAGCUGAUAGGAUCCUACUUCUGGAUUCCUAUUUUACAGUAGUCAUAUUUCAUGGAGCAACCGUUGCUAUGUGGCGGAAGGCUGGAUAUCAACAUCAACAGGAGCAUGAGGUAUUUGCUCAGUUGCUGAAAGCUCCUCAUGAUGAUGCUGAUGCAACUAUUAAGGAGCGAUUCCCGGUUCCUCGCUUAGUUGUUUGUGAUCAGCACGGUUCUCAGGCUCGCUUUUUGCUGGCAAAAUUGAAUCCUUCAGCAACAUACAACUCAACUGCUAAUCCUUUGCCAGGAGGGUAUGUUAUCUUCACGGAUGAUGUUAGUUUUGAGGUUUUCUUGGACCAUCUUCAAAGGCUAGUUGUUCAACAGUAGAAAAUAUAAGCUUUUGUAUUAUUCUUCUUCAGUAGGUGCUGUCCAUGGCAGUUCUUCCAAUUUUGUAAUAUUUUUUUCUCUUACCGCGUCAUCUUAUUCUUGUACAGUGUUUGAGAGUGUAUUUAUGAUUAUUAUCUUUUAGCUUGUGUGAGCUUUAUGGUA
This is a messenger RNA of Papaver somniferum (opium poppy), 2694 nucleotides long. RefSeq names its product protein transport protein SEC23-like. The record is from RefSeq and is a predicted model, not a curated record. The transcript has 12 exons. NCBI's taxonomy places the organism in Eukaryota, Viridiplantae, Streptophyta, Magnoliopsida, Ranunculales, Papaveraceae. The coding region runs from base 241 to 2532 and encodes 763 amino acids. Gene Ontology annotation, molecular function: GTPase activator activity; zinc ion binding. Gene Ontology annotation, biological process: intracellular protein transport; endoplasmic reticulum to Golgi vesicle-mediated transport; COPII-coated vesicle budding. Gene Ontology annotation, cellular component: endoplasmic reticulum exit site; COPII vesicle coat.